Messenger RNA from Cuculus canorus (common cuckoo), 696 nucleotides. RefSeq lists its product as uncharacterized. The record is from RefSeq and is a predicted model, not a curated record. Bases 178 to 696 code for a protein of 172 amino acids. The transcript is spliced from 9 exons. NCBI's taxonomy places the organism in Eukaryota, Metazoa, Chordata, Aves, Cuculiformes, Cuculidae.
GGAACUAACCUGAAAUUAUAUCUGAAAAGGAGGGAUGGGAAAAGCAUUCAAAAAGGAUUUUUGUAUACUUCACCGGAGAAAUGUACAAACAGCUGGGAGAGCAAGGAGGAGCUGCAUUGUGCAGCAGGAGUUUGUGGAGCAGAAUUUUGGGGUGCUGGAGUGGAUCUCAAUACCAACAUGAACCUUUUCUGUUUUUCUCUGGAGGGCUCAAUGGACAGCUUGUAUGAGCCUGUCCCAGAACGUCAAGAACCCAAAGAUACAACUACUGCUAACAGUCGGGCUAGCAGUCCAGUGGGCAUGCAUGUAAAUUGUGGACUACCUGACAGGUCUAUGUCUUUGGAAUUUCCUGACUUUGAGAACACAGUGACCAAAAAAAGAAAAUCCAUCCAGAAGUCCAUGUCUGAAAAUGAAGCAUUUGACAGGAAAAAUGUGAAUGGCACACUUUGGCAGGGUUCCAGGAAACAAGAGAGUGAUUCGUACAUCAGAAGGCACUGUCAGCUUGAAGAAGGUAAUAUGAUUGGUGAUGGGAUACAUUUGCUGCAAGGAAAGAAGACAGAAGAAACCACGUACCAGGUGAUAAACUAUGAGCAGUGGAUUCCACCACGAGUUCACAAUCCAGCUGUAGCUGGCAGUGGUGAAAUGGAAGGCAAACUAGUUCAGGAAAAAUCAGUAGAGGUUAGACUCUACUGUAACUAA